Molecule: messenger RNA, 3137 nt
Organism: Pantherophis guttatus
Lineage: Eukaryota; Metazoa; Chordata; Lepidosauria; Squamata; Colubridae
Product: Y+L amino acid transporter 2-like
Biological process (GO): amino acid transmembrane transport
Cellular component (GO): membrane
Molecular function (GO): L-amino acid transmembrane transporter activity
Source: RefSeq, a predicted model, not a curated record
UUAACUUCUUAAACUGCAGCUCACAAGACACUCCACAGGGACUGUUUUUCUACUCAGCUUCUUUGGCUGUUGUGUACUUUGCUUCUGGAUGCCAACAAGCACGCUCUAAAUAAGGGACUAUAUGACUGUGAGUAACAUCUAGUCAGUGGAUGUGCGCGGCUCAUUGUGGAUUUCCUGCUCAAAUAGCAGCACAGAGAAGGGGGAAGAGAAAAAGCGAAGAGGCUAUUCAUAUUCAUAUCAGUUUCCACUCUGCAUCAGGCAGCUGUUUUGCUCUGUUGCUUACUUAGAGUGAGAUCAUCAUUCCGUUUCUGAAGUUACAGCAGCUUUCCCUCUAAAGUAAGGAAGAUAUCGUUCAUGGGUGAGCCUCAGUAUUACUCCUUUUUACCCUUACUGACUAAUUUCAGUAAGCAAUAUCAACUUCACCAGACCAGGAACUGGGAGUAGAGAAGAGAAAGAAGGCCCUACCCAGAGGAAUGAAAGAAGAAAGAGAACCAAAGAGAUAAGAGAAGACAGAAUUUAAACUGAGUUCUGGCUCAAUCGUCAACUGAAGUAGUAACGAUAGUGAAAAGUGGAAGAUCAAGAUCAACCAAGUGUUGAUCCAUUGGAGGCAACAGGAAUUGAUUGACUGACUGACCUAUUACUCAAGCCUGACAUUGUAAUGAUUAACUGAAGAUGACGGGUCCCUGGACAUCAUGUUGCAAUAAAAAACAUAAAUCCAAGAAUGAAUUACAGGAGUUGGACUCAGUGGCAGAGAACAAGAAGGAAAAAAUGCAAAUGAAACAAGAAAUCACCUUGCUUAACGGCAUUUGUUUAAUUGUAGGGAACAUGAUUGGAUCAGGAAUAUUUGUAUCACCCAAGGGUGUGCUGAUGUACAGCGGCUCGUAUGGACUUGCGCUUCUCCUCUGGGCCCUUGGUGGGGUCUUCUCUUUGUUUGGAGCAUUAUGUUAUGCUGAACUGGGGACAUCCAUACUUAAAUCAGGAGCAAGCUAUGCCUACAUUCUAGAAGCUUUUGGAGGAUUUAUAGCAUUUAUCAGACUAUGGUCUUCCUUGUUGAUCAUUGAACCUACCACUCAGGCAGUCAUAGCGAUUACUUUUGCUAAUUAUAUUGUGCAGCCAAUAUUUCCAUUUUGUGAGCCACCCUAUGGAGCAGUUAGGUUGAUUGCAGCGGCCUGCAUCUGCUCCCUGACUUUUAUUAAUUGUGUCAAUGUGAAGUGGGGAACCCGAGUACAGGACAUUUUCACAUAUGCAAAAGUGAUGGCUCUUAUCAUGGUCAUAGCUGUGGGCCUUUAUAAAGUUAGUCAAGGAAAAACUGACAACCUCAAGGAACCAUUUGAAGGUUCCACAACAAAUGCAGGAUUUGUUGCACUUGCUCUUUAUUCUGCCCUCUUUUCCUACUCUGGAUGGGAUACAUUGAAUUUUGUCACUGAAGAAAUGAAAAACCCAGAAAGAAACCUUCCACUUUCCAUUGCAAUAUCAAUGCCUAUAGUGACUAUUAUUUACUUGCUGACCAAUGUGGCCUACUAUGUCGUGUUGGACAUGACUGCUCUCUUAGCAAGUGAUGCCGUGGCCGUGACAUUUGGUAAUGAAGCUCUUAGCCACGCUAAAUGGAUCAUCCCUAUUGCAGUGGCAAUGUCUUGUUAUGGAGGAUUAAACUCAUCAAUUAUUGCAGCUUCAAGACUUUUUUAUGUUGGCGCUAGAGAAGGACAUCUCCCUGAUAGCCUGAGCUUAAUUCAUAUAAAAUGUUUCACCCCUGUACCUGCUCUUGUUUUUAAUGGUUUAAUGACUUUGGUUUAUCUCCUUGUGGAAGAUGUUUUUCUCCUGAUAAAUUACUACUGUUUCAGCUAUUGGUUCUUUGUCGGACUAUCCAUUGCAGGAUUAAUAUAUUUAAGGCAUAUUCAGCCAGAUAGACCAAGGCCCAUUAAACUCAGUCUCUUCUUUCCCAUUGUAUAUUGCAUAUGCACAGUUUUCCUUGUUAUAGUGCCUCUUUAUAGUGAUACAAUCAAUUCUGUUAUUGGAAUUGGCAUUGCACUCUCUGGGAUUCCUGCUUACAUUUUGGGAGUUUAUUUACCAGUAGAAAAGAGACCUCGGUAUCUUCACUGGCUUUCUGCUACCACUACACAGUGUGUUCAGAAGUUAUUCUGUUGCUGUCUGACAGACAUGGACCUUGAAACAAAGACAGUGGAAAUCAAAGCAAAGUAGACUAUUUUGGACAAUCACUACAUUUACACAUCCAAACAGCUGGAAAUACUCCUUUGUGCUGUAGAACAAACCAAGAAAUGUAUGACUGUACUGUGCAACAUUUUGCUGUAUUUUUUCCCCAGACUAUUUUACUUUAUCCACCUUUUCUUUGUUAUCAAUUUAAGGGAUUUCUUCAUAUUCCCAUAUAAUAUAUAUAAUAUGGAUUGAUAUUUUUUAAAAUAAGCAGUCCAUUGUAUCAAAGCAAAAACUAAGGAUUUAGAGUUUCCUAGAAAAAUGACAUAAAUAUCAACCAAAUAGGAAGGAAAAAUUUAAAUAAUGGCAGGAAGACAAACUAAAGAUAUCAAAUUUCAGGUUCAUCCUUGAAAAUUCUAAAGCAUUCUCUUUUACCAAUGGAAGAUGUCCAAUUUAUUUGGUGGAUUAAUAUAAUUAGUCUGUAUCAGUGGAGUUCAUCUUGUGUCACUGAGUCAAAUCCAUGAAGGGUAUCAGUGGAGACACUAUAUGUCUUUGUACUGGUGCCUAAUGUUUAGGCUCAAUACUGAAACAUGAAAUGUUACUGUCACUGUUAUACCACAGUGUGCCAUUUCUCCUAGCAGAUUAAUGUAUUAUGGGGGGAAAUAUAAUUAGUAAAGAACCUUGCUGUUAGCAGCAUCUUCAGAAGAGGAAUGAGAGCUGUUGACGUAUCAGGAGUUCUAUUAGUGAUUCUGUAAAUAACAGUUAUGACACCAGUACCAGGCUGUCAGUGAAAACUAUGUAUGCCACACUAUCAUAUUUUCUUCUAAAUCUUCAAUUGUCUGUAAUAUUGUAAAAUACUGUAUGCAUCAAUCAACAUUUUUAUUUUCAUUGUCCAAAUGUUUUAUAUAUUUUUUUAAAAUGCAUGCUGUAUUAAUAGAUGACUGUCAAACUUACUUCAGUUUUGAAUAAACCUGAGUUUUAAAUAA